AUGUAUCUUAAUAUGACUCUUUGUGUAGAUGAGGCUUUUUCUGAAUUAGCCGCCUUUGCACCAACACUUGUGGCUAUUUUACCCCCAACCACAGAAGGUGUCGGUGAUUGGAUAUUUGUAGAGUCUGUAGAGAAUAGACCCAUAAUAGAGAAACUCUUCUCACAGUUGCAGCAAACCAGUGCCAACACAAAUGGUUAUAAUGAAGUGAUGGACUCCGCCUUGUGGUUUGUUUGUUUAAUUGAUGUAACGGCAACAUUGCGUAAGCCGUGUGUAGCUGAUUUUAAACUUGGAUUUGUACGUCAUUCUCCUCAAACCCCAGAAGAGAAACUGGAACGUAUUCGAAAGAAGCGAUUUUUACAGCCGCAUGCACUUCGUCUUUGUGGAGCUCAUCACUAUGUAUACCGUCAUGGUGUUAAUAAUGAAAAGGAUUUAGAAGUAGAGUGGUGUGAAAAAGAUAUGGGGUACGCUUUAGAAACAGAAGAAGAUUAUCGUCGUGUCCUUCAUGCCUUUUUUUCAUCCACGAAAAGUAUGCACUCAGGUGAAACAGUGAAAUCAGCUAAUAAUAAUAAUAAUAAUAAUAAUAAUAAUAAUAAUAAUAGUGAUGUAUUCCAUAUGGAAGCACGGUUACAGUCGUGUCGUCGAGGUGUGGAAAAGUUGUUCUCUCUUUUCACUUCUUCUGUUGGUCGUGCGCUGUUGGAGAAAACAGCAUUUGUUUCAACGUCCCUUCUUUUAGUGUAUGAUGCCAUUGAUGGCGAAAAGAGUGAUGCUUCUUCAGAUAAAGGUGAUAAAGUUUUUGUCUACUUAAUUGAUUACGCGCGUUCAAGUGAUCGUCGGUUAAACUAUACGGAAGAGACUAUUGGAUUUGUGCGUGGGAUGGAGAGCUUAAUACGGUUUCUUUCAUGA
Messenger RNA from Trypanosoma theileri, 903 nucleotides. RefSeq lists its product as uncharacterized. The record is from RefSeq and is a predicted model, not a curated record. Gene Ontology annotation, molecular function: inositol-1,4,5-trisphosphate 3-kinase activity; inositol tetrakisphosphate kinase activity. The transcript has a single exon. Lineage: Eukaryota; Euglenozoa; Kinetoplastea; Trypanosomatida; Trypanosomatidae. Gene Ontology annotation, cellular component: nucleus; cytoplasm. Gene Ontology annotation, biological process: inositol phosphate biosynthetic process. Bases 1 to 903 code for a protein of 300 amino acids.